AUGCAAGAUGGAAAGGUGUCAUCAGACCACAAACUCCGGGGAAUCUUAGAACUCGGCCUUGACUCAUGUAAACUUCAGAGGCGGUGUUGGCCUUGUUCUCCGCUUUUGUGUUUUUCUUUUUGCAGAUGCCGCCCUGCUCUCAUCAGCCUCUGGUCCGCCAUCUCCUUGAAUCCUAACACCAUACCUUCAAUUAAGUUGCAGAGUUGUGAUGGAGAGAUAUUUGAAGUUGAUGUUGAAAUUGUGAAACAAUCUGUGACUAUUAAGACCACGUUGGAAGAUUUGGGAAUGGAUGACGAAGGAGAUGAUGAUCCAGUCCCCUUGCCAAAUGUUAAUGCAGCAAUAUUAAAAAAGGUCAUUCAGUGGUGCACCCUCCACAAGGAUGAUCCUCCUCCUCCUGAGGAUGAUGAGAGCAAAGAAAAUCGAACAGAUGAUAUCCCUGUUUGGGCUCAAGAAUUCCUGAAAGUUGACCAAGGAACACUUUUUGAGCUUAUACUGGCAGCAAACUACUUAGACAUCAAAGGUUUGCUUGAUGUUACCUGUAAGACUGUUGCCAAUAUGAUCAAGGGGGAAAUUCCUAAGGAGAUUCAAAAGACAUUCAGUAUCAAAAAUGAU
This is a messenger RNA of Kogia breviceps (pygmy sperm whale), 612 nucleotides long. NCBI's taxonomy places the organism in Eukaryota, Metazoa, Chordata, Mammalia, Artiodactyla, Physeteridae. The record is from RefSeq and is a predicted model, not a curated record.